AUGUCUGGUUGUCAGACCCUGCGAAAGGCUGAGCGAAGCCGAUUGUGUUCCCAGGAGAAGAAGGAGGUGUACGAUAAGGACAUGGUGACAGACUUUGAUGAGAAGCAUGAUGAGUAUUUAAUAUUGCUUCAGCAGAGGAACCGGAUCCUGAAGCAUCUGAAGUCCAAGGACCCAGUACAGCUGCGGCUGGAGCACCUGGAACAAGGCUUCUCCGUUUACGUCAACGGCGCCAACUCUGAGCUGCGGGCAGCGCCUCGCAAAGCUGUUCACCCUGACCUGACAAGAAGUGCCUCCCAUGCUGAAGGGACCCACGAUUCUGGACGGAGGAGCCUGUCCCGAGAAGGAGAAGAAGCACUGAGACUCAGCUCACGGACCGCCCCUGGCAAAGUCCAGCGCCGAGGAUGGCACCAGAAAUCCGUGCAGAUCCGAACAGAGGCUGGCCCGCGACUCCACAUAGAACCCCCUCUGGACUCUUCCGAAGACUCUGAGCUUUGUGGGGAUGUAACCACUCAGGCCAAGGGCGCCUCUGAGGACCAUCCACAGGGCAGCAGUGCCAUGCUCUGUGACUUUAACUUCUCCCUCCUGAGCACGCAAGGGUGCCCCAAUCCUCCAGACAGCACAGACAGAGAAAGGAUCCUCCUGACGAUGCAGGAUGUGAUGGAGCUGAGGAAAAGCCUCGAACUGAGUGUCACUCUGCAGGAGCCCAAGGAUGGUCCCAGCAGUGACGAGUAUGACUCGAUUGAGGAGGAUGUGAUCUCUGAGCCCGAGAUAGGAGACCAGGAGCUGGGGGGCCUCCCUGAAGAGGGCCCUCCUCUUUCCAGCGGGGACCAAGUACAGAAGGAAUUGGCCGAGGACCUGGAGAUGGAGAGGCGGCCUCCCCCAGGCCCAGACACUCUGGUGAUGCUGGAAUUCAACCCCACUCCCACAGGUGGCAGGAAGGAAAGGAUUCUGUCUGCUAAGCGGAAGGAAAACGCUGAGGUCUUCAUCCCCAGCAAAUCUGAGCCAGACCUGCCUCCUCAGCCCGCCUCUGUGCUCUCAGACCAGGAGAAAAUGUGCUCAAGACCUGGCAGCCGGCGGGAGCGACCCCUCUCAGCCACCCGAAAGCCUGUGCUAACAGCUGAGGACCCAGAAGAAGAUGCGUCAGCUGUGCUCAGGGCCAUCCAAGUGGAAAAUGAAGCGCUCCAAAGGGCUCUACUCAGCAGGAAGGCAGAGCCACCCUCCAGCCCACAGCUUGCCCAGGGUGCGAACGGAUCCCCGGCUAGGCCAUGGAGCUGUUUGCUGAUGGACAAGGGAGAUAUCACUGAGCCGCUACCAGUCACCUUAGAGGCCACCAGCACACAGAAGCCAGCCCAGGUGGCAGGGGGAGGUCAUGCUGUCAGCGAGGCCAUUGGCAAGAUCGGCCUGUUGGAAAGCAGACAGCAGCAGAAGCUUUUGAAAGUUCUCCAGUCCAUCGAAAGUGACUCUGCCUACCUUAGCCAGCUGGCAUCACCUGCUGAGGAGCCGCUGAGAGACCCGGAGGGCCCAGGGAGACCAGAUGUGGAAGAAAUCCAGGACGCCGUCUAUGUUACCAUGGAAAUUCUGUCCAACUGGGGUGACCUUGCCUGGGUGGGGCUCCUGGAAGUCGAGUUCUUUGACCAGACCAACACAAAGCUGUACGUGUCACCUCAUGAUGUGGACAUCCGGAACACAGACGUGCCUGGCAACCUGAGCCAGCUGGUCAAUCGGCACUUAGCUGGGAGUGGCACGAGCAGGAAUGAGCCGUCCCCGUGGCUGUGUCCUUUCCACCCACCCCUCCAGCUCUUCUUCAUCCUCCGCAACACGAGGCAGCUGCCCGACUUCGCUCUGGCCAGGAUCAAGGUGUGGAAUUACUGGACGGCUGAUGGAGAUCUUGACAUGGGUGCCAGGAACGUAAAACUGUAUGUCAACAAAAGCCUCGUCUUUGACGGCCACUUACUCAAGGGCACAGCCAAGGCCCCGGCCGGACAGAGCAUUCCAGUCAGUCUACAGAGCCACAAGAGUGACAGGCCAGAGAAGCUUGUGCAGGCCCGUGGCAGAGAUGGCACAGAUGCCAGUGAGCCAGACAGCACCACAAGGACUGCGGCACAGGGGGUCAGGGGCGCACUGCUGACCAAGAAAACCACACCAGUCAGUGUCUCCAAAGUUCAGCCAAUGUACCCUGAAGGCACAAAGGCCGGUGUUUCUAAGCCUGAGUGCCAGAUCAGCAUAUCCACUGUUGCCCCUGCCCCGUCUGAGGAGUGCCCUCCACAACCCCCGGCACUGGAGACUCCUGCAGGUAGGAAAGCCUCAGAUUCACAAGGCGGAACUCCAUCUUGGCUGCAGCCAUCAUCCUCCAGCCAGGACCAGAAGGCCAAGCCGCUUUGGCUGAUUCCUGAGGCACCUCUGGACUGGAAAGGCUCCGGGACAGGACUCGGAGAGGCCGAGGCCCCUGAGAGUAACAAAGGACCCUGGCAUGAACAGGGCCGGACCAACGACAGACCCCAAAGGGCACCUGCCCGAGCAUGCAGUGAGGACUUGGAUGUCCUCUUUCACCAGCCCUCUCACCGGGAGCACCCCACCAGUGGGAGGCGGGGAGGUCCCAGGAGGGACCCCAGCAUCAAACCUGGAAACAGCCAGCCAGCCAAUCAAGACGUGGCUGGGCCGCUGCCCCAGGCCGUGUGGUCCAGCGAGCAGGAGCACCAGCUGCACGAAUCGUGGGACUCACUUAGCGCCUUCAACCGAAGCCACCGGGGCCGCAUUUCCCACGGGGAGUUCCAGGGCGACAUCCUGGAUGAGUUUCUGCAGCAGCAGCGAAGUGGCCGGUAUGGUGAGACACCAGCCCGGAAGGAGGGGAAACCAGAGUUUAUGGCUGGGUCAGAAGGCCACCCCCUGGACACAGACGAGGACGAUGAUUCAGGAGACUUCCAGAUCCCUGUCUUGCCUUAUGGCCAGCACCUGCUCAUUGACAUCAAGUCCACAUGGGGAGACCGACACUACGUGGGCCUGAACGGAAUCGAGAUCUUCAGCUCCAGGGGUGAGCCUGUGCGCAUCGCCAGCAUCCAGGCCAACCCUCCCGACAUCAACAUCUUACCAGCCUAUGGCAAAGACCCCCGUGUGGUCUCCAACCUCAUCGAUGGGGUCAACAGGACCCAGGACGACAUGCACGUGUGGCUGGCACCCUUCACACCAGGCAAAUCCCACUCCAUCACCGUGGACUUCAUGCAGCCUUGCCAGGUGGCCCUGAUCCGGGUGUGGAACUAUAACAAAUCUCGGAUCCAUUCCUUCCGUGGCGUGAGGGACGUGGAGAUGUUACUGGAUGGCCAGUGCAUCUUUAAGGGGGAAAUCGCCAAGGCCUCCGGGACCCUGGCAGGAGCCCCUGAGCACUUUGGCGACACGAUCCUGUUCACGAUGGACGAUGAUAUUCUCGAGGCCAUAUUCUGCUCAGACGAGACGCUGGACAUGGACUGGGAGAGCCUGUGCAGCCUGCAGAGUGACGAGGAGCUGAGGAGGCCCAGCACAGCCGAUGGUGCGGACGAGGAGAGGCCAUUCACUCAGGCCGGUCUAGGGGCCGAGGAUCAGGUCCUGGAGCCAGAGCAAUCAGUGAGCCCCCCUGUCCCCAAUGUCUCCACGCCUGAGCCAGGUGUCUACCACGGGAUCUGCCUCCAGCUGAAUUUUACCGCCUCUUGGGGGGACCCACACUACCUGGGACUUACGGGCCUGGAAGUGGUGGGCAAAGAGGGUCAGGCCCUGCCCAUCAGCCCACACCAGAUCUCGGCCUCACCCCGGGACCUAAACGACCUCCCAGAGUACAGCGAUGACUCACGCACCCUGGACAAGCUCAUCGACGGCGCAAACAUCACCAUGGAGGAUGCACAUAUGUGGCUGAUACCCUUUUCGCCAGGGCUGGACCACGUGCUCACCAUCCGCUUUGACAGAGCCGAAAGCAUCGCAGGCCUCCGCUUCUGGAACUACAAUAAAUCUCCCGAGGACACCUACCGGGGGGCCAAGAUUGUGCAUGUCUCCCUGGAUGCCCUGAGUGUGUCGCCUCCAGAGGGUUUCCUCAUCCGGAAGGGACCAGGCAACUGCCACUUUGACUUCGCCCAGGAAAUCCUCUUUGUGGAUCAUCUCCAAGCCCGGCUGCCAGCUCGGCCCUCACGCAGGCUGGAGGCAGAGAGCAUGGAGAGGGCAAGCAUGGACUACGAGGCCCCGCUGAUGCCCUGUGGCUUCAUCUUCCAGUUCCAGCUCCUCACCAGCUGGGGCGACCCCUACUACAUCGGCCUCACAGGCCUGGAGCUGUAUGAUGAGCGGGGCGUGAGGAUCCCCCUGUCGGAGAACAACAUUGCCGCCUUCCCAGACAGCGUGAAUGCCCUGGAAGGGGUGUGUGGGGACGUGCGGACACCCGACAAGCUCAUCGACCAAGUGAAUGACACGAGUGACGGCAGACACAUGUGGCUGGCGCCCAUCCUGCCUGGCCUGGUGAACCGCGUCUAUGUGAUUUUCGACCUGCCUACCACUGUGUCCAUGAUCAAACUGUGGAACUACGCCAAGACACCCCACCGAGGGGUGAAGGAGUUCGGGCUCCUGGUGGACGACCUGCUGGUGUACAAUGGGAUCCUGGCCAUGGUGGGCCACCUGGUGGGGGGCAUCCUGCCUACGUGCGAGCCCACCAUUCCCUACCACACCAUCCUGUUCACCGAGGAUGCGGAUAUCUGUCACCAGGAGAAACACACAGCAAUCAGUAACCAGGUGAUGGAUCAGGACGUGCAGAUGAUGAAUGAGAACCAAGUGAUCAACUCACGAAGAAAACCGAAGCAGGGAGCCCCCGACCCCGCCCUGCGCCCCAAAACCUGCAUAAGCGAGAAGGAGACCUUCAGACGGUGGCGGUGCUGACUUGCCAGAAGUGCUCUCAGUCUGGAGGGGACUGGCCCUACCCUCCACCCCAGGGAGGCUGCAAGGACUGGGCUGCGGGGCGGAGCAGUGCAGUCUGCCCCCUUGAAAGGGCCCAAGGUGGGCAGAGUCCGAAGCUGAGGUUCUGCCCCCUCCGCCCCCAACUUCUUUGUCCAGGCCCAGCAGGCUUUUAGGCGCUUCCCGUCCAUUCACCUGAGCCGUGUCCCAGGGUCAGGCCAUGGGGUUCCCGUUGCCCAGCCCCCCUUCUCCCUUUUCCAGCAGUUUCCCAGCACGUUGGAAAUGUGCCUGGCACCCCCCAGCCGAGUGAGGACCCGGACGUAUCUAUUUCCAUCGAUGUAACAAGCUCAGAUCAGGGACCUAAUUGGUUUCCCAGUGGUGGGUAAUUUCUCGUUGCAAAUAUUAAUCUGUUGUUGUGCUGGCGCUCGGCCCAGCCCGCUGCGGUUCUGCACUCCAGGCCCACGUUCCUAUGCAACCAGCCGUUUCCCAGUGCCUUUCUGGCCCGGCACAGAUGCGGCUCCUGCCAUGGAAGCUGGGCUGGGCUGGUGGGCCCAACUGAAAGAAGCCCCCUUCUCUGUUCUGUACCCACUUGUGGCAAGCAGCAUAGAGGUCUGAGCAGCAAGUCGGAGAAGUGGGGCUCGCUCAUGGUGGCCCUGACCAGUGCUGCCCCUCACCCCCCAACCCCACCUCCCGCAAACUGGCUCCCAGAAUCGCAGCUCUAUGUCCUCAUCAAUUCAGGAGGGGAAAGGGCGGUACAGGCAUUGACUCACAUAAAAUGUCUAUUUUUUUUCUAUCUCAAAAUCAAUAAAAGAUGUUAUUAAGAAA
Molecule: messenger RNA, 5727 nt
Organism: Suncus etruscus (white-toothed pygmy shrew)
Lineage: Eukaryota; Metazoa; Chordata; Mammalia; Eulipotyphla; Soricidae
Gene: KATNIP
Product: katanin interacting protein
Exons: 29
Coding region: 1-4887 (1628 amino acids)
Source: RefSeq, a predicted model, not a curated record